This is a messenger RNA of Tachyglossus aculeatus (Australian echidna), 2138 nucleotides long. RefSeq names its product LIM domain kinase 1 (gene LIMK1). NCBI's taxonomy places the organism in Eukaryota, Metazoa, Chordata, Mammalia, Monotremata, Tachyglossidae. Gene Ontology annotation, biological process: protein phosphorylation; actin cytoskeleton organization; positive regulation of stress fiber assembly. The record is from RefSeq and is a predicted model, not a curated record. The transcript has 16 exons. Gene Ontology annotation, cellular component: cytoplasm; neuron projection; nucleus. The coding region runs from base 24 to 1991 and encodes 655 amino acids. Gene Ontology annotation, molecular function: protein binding; protein serine/threonine kinase activity; ATP binding.
CCCCCGCCGCCCCCGCCGGGUGCAUGAGAUUGAUGCUCCUGUGCUGCACCUGGAGGGACGGGCAUAUGGGAGAGGAGGAAGGAAAUGACUUGCCUCUCUGCGCCGACUGUGGCCAGAGCAUCUUCGAUGGGCAGUACCUCCAGGCCCUGAACGCCGAUUGGCACUCCGACUGCUUCAGGUGCUGUGAAUGUGGGGCCUCCCUGUCCCAUCAGUACUACGAGAAAGAUGGGCGUCUCUACUGCAAGAAGGACUAUUGGCUGCGCUUCGGGGAGCUCUGUCACGGCUGCUCUGAGCAGAUCAACAAGGGGCUCAUCAUGGUGGCCGGGGAGCAGAAGUACCAUCCGGAAUGUUUCAUCUGCCUCACCUGCCGGGCCUUCAUCGGCGACGGGGACACCUAUGCGCUGGUGGAGCGCUCCAAGCUCUACUGCGGGCGCUGCUAUUACCAGAUGGUGGUGACGCCCGUGAUGGAGCAGAGCCUGCCCGACUCGCCGAGCUGCCACAUCCCGCACACCGUCACCCUGGUGUCCAUCCCCGCCUCGGCCGACGGCAAGAGAGGCCUCUCCGUGUCCAUCGAUCAGCACUACGGCGGCCCGGGCUGCGGCCCCGACUUCCCCCACACCGUCCGGGUGCGAGGGGUGGACCCCGACUGCAUCAGCCCGGACAUGAAGAACUCCAUCCACGUCGGGGACCGCAUCCUGGAGAUCAACGGCACCCCCAUCCGCCACGUGCCCCUGGACGAGAUCGACCUGCUUAUCCAGGAGACCAGCCGGCUGCUGCAGCUGACCAUCGAACACGACCCCCACGACGCCCUGGUCCGCGGGCCCGGACCCCCGGCCAGCCCCCUGGCUGACCUGCACAGCCCCCCGGCCCGCACCCCUGGCCCCGCCGACCUCGGGCCUCCCUGCCAGAGGCCCGUCCUGCGCAGCUGCAGCAUCGACAAGUCCCCCGGCUCGGCCUCCCCGGGCUCGUCGGGCUCCCAGGGCUCCCAGCCUAACAACCUGGGCCGGUCCGGUUCUCUCCGGGCCGUGUCCCGCGCACACCGCAUCUUCCGGCCGUCGGACCUGAUCCAUGGCGAGGUGCUGGGCAAGGGCUGCUUCGGGCAGGCCAUCAAGGUGACACACCGAGAGACGGGAGAGGUCAUGGUGAUGAAGGAGCUUAUCCGGUUUGAUGAGGAGACGCAGAGAACUUUCCUAAAAGAGGUGAAGGUGAUGAGGGGCCUCGAACACCCCAACGUCCUCCGGUUCAUCGGCGUGCUCUAUAAGGACAAGCGGCUCAACUUCAUCACCGAGUACAUCAAGGGCGGGACUCUCCGGGGCCUCAUCAAGAGCAUGGACAGCCAGUAUCCGUGGAGUCAGCGUGUGAGCUUUGCCAAAGACAUCGCAUCCGGCAUGGCCUACCUGCACUCCAUGAGCGUCAUUCACCGGGACCUCAACUCCCACAACUGCUUGGUGCGAGAGAACAAGAGCGUGGUGGUGGCGGACUUCGGCCUGGCCCGGCUCAUGGUGGAGGACAAGGGUCAGCCCGACCAGCUCAAGACGCUGAAGAAACCGGAUCGGAAAAAGCGCUACACCGUGGUGGGAAACCCAUACUGGAUGGCUCCAGAGAUGAUCAACGGCCGGAGCUACGAUGAGAAAGUGGACGUGUUCUCCUUCGGGAUUGUCCUGUGCGAGAUCAUCGGCCGCGUGAACGCAGACCCCGACUACCUUCCCCGCACGAUGGACUUCGGCCUCAACAUCCGGGGCUUCCUGGACCGCUACUGCCCCCCCAGCUGCCCCCCGAGCUUCUUCCCCAUCGCCGUCCAGUGCUGCGACCUGGAUCCCGAGAAGAGGCCAUCUUUCCUCAGUUUGGAGCAGUGGCUGGACUCCCUUCGCCGGCAUCUGGAGCUCCGCCUGCCCCUGGGGCCGCAGCUGGAACAGCUAGAGCAAGGCUUCUGGGCCCGCCACAGGCGGGGGGAUGGCGGGCUGCCCGCCCACCCCGAAGUGCCAGACUGAACCUCGCGGGCGGUGGCCGGGUCCGACUGGCCGACCCUGUAAAUAGCCAGCAGCUCGCCCAUCUGCUCGCCCCCCUGCACGGACUCUCCCUCCUGCCUCUCUCGCCGCUCAGGGGAACCCCCGCCCCAUGGCAGGGUCCAGACUUGG